Messenger RNA from Tetranychus urticae (two-spotted spider mite), 1847 nucleotides. The record is from RefSeq and is a predicted model, not a curated record. Lineage: Eukaryota; Metazoa; Arthropoda; Arachnida; Trombidiformes; Tetranychidae.
GAUCACAUGUUAGUUGCUUUUCUAUGUAAACUGAACUGACAAGAAAGUUGUUGUAAAUAUCUUCAGUGAUUUACAUUCGCUAAUAAAGCUUCGAAUUUCAACAAUCAAUUGUCUUAUUCGUUUCGGGUCUGUCUUCGGCUUAGGAACAACUAAUUUAGUACAGUUUGAAACAAGGUUCGUGCGAUUUAAAAACAACAGAAAUAUCGACAACCAGUUCACUUCAAAACAUGCGUUUCCACAAUAAUUUUUAUUAUCAUCUUACAUGUGUUGAUGUGCUAUUUUAAUUUUCGAUUUUCUACCGAUACUUUAUCCAGAUCAUCAAAUUUCAUUACCAUCAACUUGGUCAAUUAGCUUUAUUAUUAUUAUCAAUUAGGUCAAUUAAUAUGAAAAAUGUAUCGCAAUCCAUUAAGACUAUUGGCUCAAUGCGCCGAAAGUCUUUUCCUGUUGAUCAAAAAAUGAACAAUCUGACGAAAUUUAAAGGAUUGACACCACUUGCUGGAUUCUCAUAUUCAAAACAGCUUGAUAUAAAACAAAAAAGAACAAGUCAAAUUCUCGAAACACUGACUGACAAAUUGAAAGGCAUGAACUCAUCUGUAAUACCUGAUGAACGCGGACUGCCUUGUUUAUUAGAAAGAAUAGUGGCCUCUCCUGUUACUAAAGGUUACCGUAACACUGAUGACUUUUCAAUUUGGCCUGGGCUGGAUAAAAAUCCUAAAACUGUAGGAUAUAUUAUGGGUAAAGCUAGUAAUUCCAACAAGAUACCCGUUUGUUUACCUCCAGAUGAUUGUGUAAUUGUUAAAGACUCUCACAAGAUUCUGGUCUCCAAAUUUCAACAAUACCUGAGGAAUCAUUCACCGCUCGGCAUUUGCAUGGACUUUUCUCGAGGAGGAAAUUGGAGACGGUUUUGUGUUCGUAGUAAUGAUUUUGAUGAACUAAUGGGCAUAGCAAUUCUUCAUCCACAAAAACUGUCAUCAAAAGAGUUGAAAGAGGAGCAAAAUCGACUGAAAGAUUUUUUCAUUCCUAUUAGUCAGGAUAUAAACCUAAAAUCAUUUUACUUUCAGGCCUGUCCUGGAGUUCGCUGUACAAAUAGAAGAGCACCUUUCGAAUUAUUGUUUGGAGAUGAACACAUUGACGAAGUUAUUAAUGGCACAAAAAUAAGAAUUACUCCCGAACCGUUUCUCCAAGUAAAUAAAGGUGCUGCAGAAAUGUUGUACAGACAAAUAAUCGAAGAGAUUGAACCCCAAUCUGAUAUGACAAUUCUUGAUAUGUGCUGUGGUUCUGGGAUUUUGGCAAUUCAACUGGCACCAUUAGUCGAAAAAGUCAUUGGAGUUGAUUCAUGCGAGGAAGCUAUCAAAGAUGCAAAAAUGAAUGCUCAAACGAACAAUAUUACGAAUUGUAAUUUUAUACACGGAACCAUGGAAGAUUAUAUGGUGAAAAUUAGUGAGGAUCUCUAUUCAGAUGAUCUUGUUAUGGUAGUGAACCCAGGAUCAGGUGGAUUACCAAGUGGUGUUGUCAAUGUCAUAAGAACUAUGAGUAAUGUUUCUAAAUUAAUUUAUGUAUCUUGUAAGCCGGAGGGUCAAGCUUUAAAAAACUUUGCCCAUCUCUGUUUGCCAUACAGACCAAAUGAUGAUAUUCAAGGCGAUCCUUUUAUUCCUGUUAAAGCUAUACCCUUUGACUUAUUCCCACAAACUGAAAGAGUUGAAUUAUUAGUUUCAUUUUCUCGUAUUUAGACGCUGAAUAAAAUUCUUUAAUGUAAGUGCCGAUAAAAUUGUAUAAUGUACAGAAAAAAGCUCAACUCAGAUUAGACAAUUGCUAACCGAUAUUAAUAAAAUAAAUUCAUUUAAUGA